AUGUGCCCCACCCUUGCCAAGGCUCUGGCUCUGCGCCUGAUCGUGGCCUUCGCCGUGCUGGCCGUAGUGACCGCUGCGCCCCAGUACAGCGCGCCGCAGCAGGGGUACGGCGCGCCGCAGUCGUCGGCGCGUGGCACCGCACAGGGCCCCGUGUACGCCUCAGGGGGCGCCAACCUGCGCUCGGCCGCGCAGGGCCGCGACGCGCAGGCGCGCACCCUCAGCGAGGAGAACAUCAACAACGGCGACGGCACGUACCAGUUCAGCUUCCAGACGGACAACGGCAUCAGUCGUGACGAGCAGGGUGACGCCAACCAGGUGACGGGCAGCUACAGCUACACGGGCGAUGACGGCGUGCCCGUCUCCAUCUCGUUCGUGGCCGACGUCAACGGCUUCCAGCCGCAGGGUGACGUGCUGCCGACGCCUGUGCCCACCGAGUACCCGACGCCCGACGUGCCGCUCAGCCCCGAGGCCAACCCCAACUUCGCCGGCCGCGGCCAGGCCCAGCCCUCGUACUCGACGCCCGCCGCGCCCAGCCGCUUCUACGGCGCCGCCUAG
This is a messenger RNA of Pollicipes pollicipes, 555 nucleotides long. RefSeq names its product endocuticle structural glycoprotein SgAbd-2-like. Lineage: Eukaryota; Metazoa; Arthropoda; Thecostraca; Pollicipedomorpha; Pollicipedidae. The coding region runs from base 1 to 555 and encodes 184 amino acids. The transcript has 3 exons. Gene Ontology annotation, cellular component: chitin-based extracellular matrix. Gene Ontology annotation, molecular function: structural constituent of chitin-based larval cuticle. The record is from RefSeq and is a predicted model, not a curated record.